AUGACAGAAAAUAAUAACAAUAAUAAAAACGAUGACAAAAAUCAGUCAUUACAAAAAGAAUCCAAAAAAGAAAUUACUACUCCAAAAAAAGUUAGUGAACCCAUGGAUAUAGUUGUUGGUUUUCAAUCUGGUGCUAACCGGGUGCGACAAUACGGAGGCGAAGUUGAAUACGGCAAAGAAUAUGUAAAAUUGGACGAUAAUAUUGUUUAUGGAAGAGAAUAUGUAAAAUAUAGAAACCAAAACAAUCAAUUAGCAAAUGAAUUAAAAACCGAGUUUAAAGCUCAAGAGGAAAAUAACAAAGCAUUAGAGAAUAUCGUUAACAACCAAAAAUUAGCAGCCAAACAAGAAAAUUUUUCACAAGAAGAAGAAAAAAAAGUUGAAUCUAUGUUAAUUGUAUUUGUUGGCAUCCCUGGUUCGGGCAAGUCAAGUAUUGUCAAGGAAUUAGCUAAUUUGCUAAAUGUAAGGUAUUUUGCGGAACCGGAAGAAGAGAAUCGGAAUCGUCCAACUGACAAUGAUGAAGAAUUUUUAAAAAACUUUGAAACUCAAAGGUUUCUUUUGGAAGCAACCAAAAAAUUAUGUGAAGAAAAAGGCAUAGAGUUAAUUACUUUUCCUCGCGGCAUUUCCUCGAUUGAAGAUUCGGCAGCAAAAAUUAAAAGCCUUUUGGAGGAAAAACUAUGGCCUAGCGGUAAGGCACCUGGUUUGGGACCAGGGGAUCGAUUUGAUCUAAACGAUUAUGAAUUAAUAUCUUUUAUUAGAAAUAAAUUGAGUUAUAAUGCGGACAAUAUAUUUGUUGACGGCAGUAAUAUAGAAACAUUUAGAGAAAUUUAUCAGAAAAGUUUGGAACAAGAGCAACAAGAACAAUCAGAGAAUUCCCAAAUGCAAGAAGAGACAAACCAAUCAUUUGGUCUAGAUUUUCUGUUUGAUGAAAAUGAUGAAGAUAGAGAAUUGCGAAAGGCUCUGGCUCUUUCACGAGGAGAAUGA
Messenger RNA from Ambispora gerdemannii, 981 nucleotides. NCBI's taxonomy places the organism in Eukaryota, Fungi, Glomeromycota, Glomeromycetes, Archaeosporales, Ambisporaceae. The record is from the annotation of a GenBank genome assembly.